Messenger RNA from Humulus lupulus (European hop), 1745 nucleotides. Its product is annotated as transcription factor bHLH117. Gene Ontology annotation, molecular function: protein dimerization activity; DNA-binding transcription factor activity. The transcript has a single exon. NCBI's taxonomy places the organism in Eukaryota, Viridiplantae, Streptophyta, Magnoliopsida, Rosales, Cannabaceae. Gene Ontology annotation, biological process: regulation of DNA-templated transcription. The coding region runs from base 319 to 1455 and encodes 378 amino acids. The record is from RefSeq and is a predicted model, not a curated record.
AUAAAAAUAAUGAUUUCUCUUUUCACUACCAUACUCACUCUCUUCCGUCCGAUCAGACUUUGUCUGUAGCUCUACUCAUCCAACGGUUCACUUUCAAUCUCCAAAUCCAUUUCGAAGAAAGAGCACCGACCCACUUGUCCCCAAUCCGUUACAAUAUGGUCCCUCCUUCAUGUUGUACGGAACCAAUCAUCUUCCUUAGAGCCGCCUUUAUUCAUCUCCACCAAUAUUCACUCUCCACGUGUCCCCUCCCUUUAACGCCUAUGAGAGAGAAACUCUAAGACAGAAAGAACUUGUAUAUCUAUAUAAUUUCAUUGCAGCAUGCCUCUUAGUAUUCUCAUUGAGGCGGAGACGAAAAACAUGGAGAGAGAUUAUCAGUACGCGAGUUUUCUGGAAGGUUCCGGUGCCGGAGCUGAAUCAUAUGAAGAUGCUAAUACCUUCAACUCCAUGUUCUCCGGCGUUAGUCUUCUCUCUCUUCUCGGAGGUGACCAACAAUCUGUACUCACCUCAAUGCCUCUCUUCGGAGACUUUCCUAUUCCUUCUCUUGAAUCUCUGCCUCCGCCGAUGACUGAUUUCCCGGUCACUUUCGGCUUCUUCCAUGGCCAUUCUGGCUGUCUCCCCGUUCCUAAACUCGAGCCAUUGGCUCUCGAAGAAUCAGGCUCCGCAGUCGUCGAUUGUGGUGCUCUGCCUUUCAACUUCAUGUUCGCCGAUCAUGACGACUCCUCCUUAUCCGCACGCUUCGAUCCGCACGUACUAACCCCUCACUACUUGCCUGAUCUUCUCUCGCUCGAGCGAGUCACCGGAGACUCGUCUUCGUCUCCCUCGUUCGGCUCACUGAGUCAGAAACGAGCCCGAGUCGACUCAGCGAAUCAGUACAGCACUCAUCUCGCUCACGGAGGCCAGGCCCUCACUUCAUCGGAUCUAACUCAGCUAGGUCGGUUCCUCCCUUUGAACUCACACUACAAUCAGCCUGCGAGGCCCUCGCUGGAACCGGCUUCUUUUUCUUCGUCGCCGAAGAUGAUCCCUCGUGCCAGCGUCCUGGCAAGGAAGCGGCGCCAGAAGCUGAGCGAUAAGACUAGGUGCUUACAGAAGCUGUUGCCGUGGGACAAGAAGAUGGACAUGGCCACCAUGCUCGAAGAGACUUACAAGUACGUGAAGUUCCUCCAGGCUCAAAUGAGUGCACUCAAAACAAUGCCCGCCUUUUCCUGUGUGAUGCCAAGGAUCAAUGACUCUGAUGGCGGUGACCUUGAUGAUGACGAGUUCGCUGGGUUGGAGAAGCUGACGAGGAACCAGCUUUUGCAGAUCCUGGUGAACUCGCCGGCGGUCCAAACCAUUCUCUACUCUCAAGGCUGCUGUGUUUUCUCGAUGGAGCAACUGGGUCUGUUGGAGAAGGUUGCAGCUGUGAGGAGGAGGAGGGGUGGUAAUCCUCUGCACGAAGCUCCUUUUCGAUCUUCCUGAGCUCACUAUAUCAACUUUUUGAUGGAUAUGAAACUACAUCGUUUUGGUCACGCUUAUCGGCCGUAAUGGUUUUUUUGGUUAUAUUUUAAUAGAUAUUUUUGAUUUUGUGAUGUGUAAUGUGGAAUGAAGCAUAGGACUAACUUUGAUACAAACUAAGAAAUAGAUCAUAUGAUGAUGAAAGGGGAAAUCACACUUUUGAAAUCAAGUACUUACUGCAACAUAUAUAUGAAUAUGAUAUCAUCAAAUUAAUCACAUUUUGGCUGAAAAAAUUUGAGUGCUGUUUUCCUUAU